UUAUUUAACAUGAUUCUCGAACGUGUUUUAUGCCUUCUCUGUGCUAAUAAGACCUUUAAAAAUUCUCAUAGCUUACAUAUUCAUCACUCAGCUAUUCAUAUUACAAAAAAGAUUUCAGCAUACAAAGCAAAUGACCAUAUUACAUGUACACUUUGUCCAAAAAAAAAAUAUAAAAGCACUAAAGGUCUUCGUCAACAUGAAACUCUUCGACAUCUUUACUAUAAUACUCCUGCUUCUAAUCUUCUUGAUCUUCCACAACAACAUAUUGAUAGGAUUAAAGAAACUUUAUUUGAUUGGGGUACGCAAAAAUAUCAACAUGGGCAAGAAACACAAGUUGUACUAGUUGGCAAGUUAUUUAAAGAAUCUUUAAAACAAAUGCAACCUCAAAAAACUAAAGAUAAAUGCAAUAAGAAAGAUACUUCACAACUGACUAUUGAAUGGAAAAGAAAGACAAUUAUUGAUAAUACUAAUAAUAAAUCAUUUAGUGGAUAG
Molecule: messenger RNA, 492 nt
Organism: Scutellospora calospora
Lineage: Eukaryota; Fungi; Glomeromycota; Glomeromycetes; Diversisporales; Gigasporaceae
Source: the annotation of a GenBank genome assembly